Molecule: messenger RNA, 2265 nt
Organism: Penicillium egyptiacum
Lineage: Eukaryota; Fungi; Ascomycota; Eurotiomycetes; Eurotiales; Aspergillaceae
Source: the annotation of a GenBank genome assembly
AUGACCACCGUUUGCCCAACACCCAAUUCUCCCCCCGAGCUCUCCGGGUCCAAAUCCUCCAAAUCCUCCUCGUUUCAUUCCUCGUCCCACCCGGACGGCCCGGACAGUAUCUUUACGGACAUCUCGAAUUUCGAAGACAUUGGCUUGGAAGAUGAUGCCGAUUUGUCAUACGCCGAUCCACCAGUCUCCUACGGCCGCUCUGGCGCAAUGGCACGAUCGCCCGCCGCCAGAAUGUCAAGCAAAGUCCCUGCGACCUCAACUCGCGACUUGACCGCGACCCCGAAGCCUCGCAAACGAAGCCCUCUGCCCCCGCUUCACAGUGGAUCGGCCAAUUCGCCGGCGGGCUCCCUCGCAGCGAGAGCUGGAAACCGGAGAGGUUCGAGCAACACAUUGCAGUCACCUGGUUUGACACCAUCGCAAGCUCACCGUUCACGAUCCGUCUCACCGCUACGGCCAACAUCCAGUCGCUCCGCCUCGAGCACCAGCCUUGCUCUGUCUCCGCUAUCCGCACGAGUACCCAUCCAGAAACAAACCUGGCAACCGAAUCGCAAGUCGCUUAAAGAACUGGAGGAAGAAUACCAUGACUCGGACGAUGAACUACCGGACGAUGCAAGUCUAUGGAAUAUUCCUAUUUCUCCUCGCCCAGUGCAAGAUCGGACUCCAUCGCGGCCUGCUAGUCCAAAUGGGCGCAGUCCCGGGCGGCGACCAUUGCCUAUCCAGCACACCGUAGCAGGAAGCGAUAAGGCAGCGUCACCCGAAAACACAGCCAAGGCAUCCCGCAUGAAGCGUAUACAGCGAUCGAGCUCCGCAGGACCGGAGCGUGGACAAAUCUCGCCACGCAAUCCUCGUACCUACUCGUAUAACAGUUAUCUAUCUGACUUAUCCGAGGAAGCAAAGAUCAUCACUGAAGCUCUGGAGCUACAUGCUGAUGAUAGAGAUCGCAAGCGGGAGGAGCAUAUACAAACCGGUGCUCCGCGAAAGUCCAGCGAGGACUCGCAUCGCACAUCCCGUGAAGCUGUCGCUUUACCGCCGCUGCAGAAAUCAAAUAUCAUGAUCGAUCCGCUGCCAAUUAGCAAGGAGAAAGAAAAGGUCCUGACGCGGACACGCCCAAGCUGGCUUCCGCCCAAGGACCAGAAGGAGGAGAGAAAACACCUGAAGCAGUAUCAGCAAAUGAUGGCCCAGUCUCGAGAAAGCGAGAAACGCAAAGCUGCCAAGGAUGCAAAUGUGCAGUGCGAAAAGGACAACACCCGAGUAACACUGCAGAACAUCUGGGAUGAAUACGUGUAUCCGAAUUGGGACCGUGCUCUCAGCGAGCCCCGAAUUCGCGAGCUAUGGUGGCGUGGAAUUCCGCCUCGCAACCGGGGCACCAUAUGGAAACGAGCCAUUGGCAACGAACUAGCAUUAACCGAGGAAACCUUUACCAAAGCGCUGCUCCGAGCAAAGGACCUCCGAAGCAAGAAAGAUGGAGAAAGCGAGAGUAAUAAACGACUACUGGACUGCUUUGAGGCAAUCGAAACAGACGUACCGAAGGCCUUCCCAGAUCUGAACCUCUUCCAAGAAGGCGGUCCACUGCGGGAAACCCUCAUUGACGUCCUGCAAGCAUACUGCAUGUACCGCAGUGACGUAGGCUACAUCCACGGCCUGCACACCAUCGCCGGCCUCCUCGUUUUGCAAUUCCCAACCCCCGCUUCCGCCUUCCUCGCCAUGGCCAACGCCCUCAACCGUCCUUUACCCGUCGCGUUCCUCACCUGGGACCGUGGCGCCAUGGCCCGCUCCUACACACUAGCCUCGGACACCUUGCGCUACAAGUUCCCCCGUCUACACGCCCACCUGACCGAAACCUUCCAACUCUCGGAGCCAGAGAUCUGGGAGCCGAUCUUCCGCUCGCUGCUGACAAACGGCCUGGACCUCGAGCGCAUCUCCCGCGUCUGGGACUGCUGGGUCUUCGAGGGCGACCGCAUCAUGAUCCGCUCCGCCGUCGCCAUUCUGGGCUGUCUCCAGGCGCAGUUGUUCUCCUUCCACCAGACGGAUGACCAGUCCCGUAUUGCUGUGCGUGACGUGCUGGGCUGGGGUCCCCGCAAUAAUGGAGUAAACAGCCAGAAACCUAAAGAGCGACACAGCGCCCCUGCCGCAGCUGGCUUUGGUGGUGGGCAGAUCGAGAACCCCGGCGUUGCUGAUUAUUGGGUUCUCACUGCUGCAGGCGACGAAGAUGGGUUUAUGAAUGCCGUCCGAGAGGCCGGGAAGGUGCGGCAGCAGACUCAAUAG